AGGCUAGAAGAACGAGGAGACGAUAGGAAGGAACGGCGGCGAGCGCGGAAGUGUGCCGGCCGUCGAGCUGCUUACCGGAAGGGGUGCGAAAAAGCGGGCAAGCUGCGCCGGAAGGGGGUAGCCCGGGCUUCUCGCGAAGGCCUCAAAAUUUCGGACGCGACGGCGGCCCUGGACCUACGUGCCCAGACGCAAGCCCAAACCGACUUUGGCUUGGACCAUCACCACCAGCAACAACAGCAUCACCAUCCGCAGCAGCAGCAGCAACAGCAACAGCAACAACACCAACAGCAGCAACACAAUCCGCAGCAGCAAGCGCAACAACAGCCGCAACAGCAGCAGCAUCAACAUCAGCAGCAGCAGCAACAGCAACAGCUGGGUCAAAAUCCGGAUUCGCGUACGCACCAUCACCUUCAACAGCAACAUCAUCACCAGCAUCACCCGGGGAAUCAUCUCCACUCUGGCGAUUCGGGGGGUGGGAUAGGAGGCGGAGGAGGAGGUGGUGGCGGUGGACCCGGUGGAGGUGGCGGCGGCGGAAGUGGCGCCGGCGGAACCGCCGGUGUUGGUGUUGCUGGUGUUGCUGGGGGAGGUCACGAGCCGGAGAGGACCGUCAGGAUCCACGACGAGGACGACGAAGAUAUUACCGAGAGGGAGGACGAGGAGGAGGACGAGGAUCCUUGCAGCUCCCCGGAACCGGACCUCGAAAACGAACCGGAACCAAUGGAGGUCCAAACGUCGGCCGUCACCGCGGCGGCCGCGAACCUUCACGCGUUGCGACAACACGUCUUUAAGAUGUCGGACUAUUGGCAGCAGCCGCAGCGAGGGCCGCCUCAGCACUCACCCGGGAUACAGCAUAGUCCUAUAUCGAAUUCCCAACAACAGCAACAUCAGCAAGUGCAACAAAUGCACAGUCCUCUGGGUCAGCAGCAGCAGCAGCAGCAACAGCAGCAACAGCAGCAGCAACAACAGAACGUGCCGCAAGUACAGCAGACCGGUGGCUCGGGACUAGGACAGACCGGGAGUCCACAGUUGCAGCAACAGCAGCAGCACGCGAUGUCGAUGGGCCAGCAAACUGGUCAGGGUGGACAACAUCAGUCCUCGCCGGCGCCGACGACACCCUCGCCGCAGGCCGACCACCAAGGCGCGAUCGCGUCCAGCAUGGCCCAGAGUCUGCACAGUCUUGCACAGGCACAGCAGACGAUGUCCCAAUCCUCGAGUCCGUCUUUGGCCGUCCAGGCGGUCCAAGCGGCUCAGGCGUUGAAUCAAAACCUCGGACAGGCGCUGACCCAGGCGUUGACACAGAACAUGCAACAGAACCUCGGCCAAACUUUGCAACACAACCUCGCGCAGAGUCUCACGCCGAAUCUGUCGCCACAGCAGCAGCAACAGUUGCUGAACCAACCACAGAAUUUGAGCCAGGCGAGCCAGAACCUGCAACAGAACAUCCAGAGUCAGGCGCAGAACCUGUCGCAAUCGUUGCAACAGCAGGCGCAGAAUUUGACCCAGAAUCUCGGCCAGAGUUUGAGCCAGCAGGCGCUCCAGCAACAGGCAGCGCAGAACCUGACGCAAAAUUUGCAACAGCAGGCACAGAAUCUGUCACAGAACUUGCAACAACAAGCAUUGAGCAUGGCUGGCAGCAUCGCGCAGAACGGCGCUCUAGCCGGGAUGAACAUGUCGACGAAUCAGCAACAAAACUCGCAGAACUCGAUGCUGAGUCCCGGAGCGACCAGCCAGGACUCGCACGACGCCAGCAUCACGGAGAAACUCGUCAACGAGCUGCAGUCUCGUGCCUCUGCGGCGGGACUCGGCGGUGCGGGAGGCGCCGGCGGAGGCGGAGGAAUGGGCAACAUCACCAUCGAGGAAUGCUGGUCCACCCUGCAACGAUUCUUCUCGCAGAUCUUCAUGCACAAGAGCGCGAUGCAGAUGCACGCAAGGGAGCUCGGCGCGGCGGGCGCGCUGACGGGCAGAGCCGGGGGCGGCGUGGCCGGCGGUCUCGCGGGCCUGGGUCCAAUCGGUGUCGGGCCCGGCGGCAUGAUCGCCGGCAACGAGGUAAAGCCGCACCAGUGCCAGCAAUGCCUCAAGUCAUUCUCCAGCAACCACCAGCUCGUGCAGCACAUCAGGGUCCACACCGGCGAGAAACCGUACAAAUGCAGCUACUGCGACCGCAGGUUCAAGCAGCUCAGCCAUGUACAGCAGCAUACCCGCCUGCAUACGGGCGAACGUCCGUACAAGUGCCAUCUACCCGACUGCGGGCGGGCGUUCAUUCAGCUAUCGAAUUUACAGCAACACCUACGGAAUCACGACGCCCAGGUGGAACGGGCGAAGAACCGGCCAUUCCAUUGCAACAUCUGCGGCAAGGGCUUCGCCACAGAGUCCAGCCUUCGUACCCACACGUCGAAGCAACACGCCGCCCUGAUCGGCGGUCCGAAUGCAACCAGCUGUCCCGUCUGCCACAAACUCUUCCUCGGUGGCGAGGCUCUCAUGGAGCACAUGAAGCACACCCACAAGGAUCCGAAUGCCUCCGGCGUUGCCAUUCCCUCCGCUGACUGCACAACCUCCGUUGCCGGGAUUUACCUAGCGAAGCGACGGACCGCCAACCACCCGUGUCCAGUGUGCGGAAAACACUACGUCAACGAGGGUAGUCUCAGGAAACACCUGGCCUGCCAUCCUGAGACCAGUCAACUUAGCACGAGCCUCAGGAUGUGGCCGUGCUCGGUGUGCCAAGCCGUCUUCACUCAUGAGAGCGGUUUGUUGAGUCACAUGGAGCACAUGAGGAUGGACCCGAAACACCAGUUUGCGGCGCAGUACGUUUUAAGUCGCGCUGCCGCCGAGAGGCGAGAGAGGGGAAUCCUCGCGUCGUCGAGUCUAGGAACGGGUCUGGGCGUGUUGGGAAGCCAAUCCGGCGGACCUCAGAAUUUGCAACAACCACCGAUGUGCCCUUCGCCGUCGGCUCAUUCGGACAGCAGCAGCGGGAACGGAAGAUUGUCGUCGGCUGGUAGUGAACCUGACUUCUGCGCAGGUACCGGUCUGCUGAACAACAACAACAAUAACAAUAACAACAAUAUGGCAUCGCCGGGACCGAGCGGCAACAAGCUGAUCGUCAGCGAGAUGCUGCGAGCGGGUAGUCAACCGGGCUCGGCGCAACAGUACCACGACGAUAUGCAGACGCAGCAGCAACGUAUGGUAGUGAUGGCCGCCGCCGUACAAGCGGGUCUGCAAAGCUCAGUGUCGCAGAACCUGUCGCCAGCAGACAUGGCGUCUCUGGCGGCGGCGAUGAGGAUGGGGAACAAUGGUGACAUGAGCGGCGGUGCACAAGGAUCGACGGGGCCGCAGCAGCAGGGCGUUCAAGCAACCGGACCAGAACAGACUCUCAGAAUGCACCAAGCGGAAGCGUUGCUGCGUUCUCAAGCCGAGGCCGCGAUAAGACUGGCUGUAUCGCAAGCGGCAGCGGCGGCGGCUAGUUCAGCGGUCAGUGGAGAAGUGAGACAUCACCUAGGACAGCAUAACGGAGGCAGUACCUCUGGCAUGCCUGGACAUCACACGAACCAACAAAUGUCUCAGCAAGAUACAUUACCGCCAGACCUUGCGCGCGCUACCACCCUCGACUAA
Molecule: messenger RNA, 3606 nt
Organism: Ceratina calcarata
Lineage: Eukaryota; Metazoa; Arthropoda; Insecta; Hymenoptera; Apidae
Gene: dati
Product: zinc finger protein datilografo
Exons: 12
Biological process (GO): regulation of DNA-templated transcription
Molecular function (GO): RNA polymerase II cis-regulatory region sequence-specific DNA binding; DNA-binding transcription factor activity, RNA polymerase II-specific
Source: RefSeq, a predicted model, not a curated record